AUGCCUUACCGGAAGAAGGCCCUGCAGAAGAGUCCGUCAAUGGUCGCCACGGGCCAGCGCGGCGCCGUGCGAGCGGCAGAGGAGAGCCUUACGGGAGAUCAGCCGCCAGCAGCAGAGCCGGGGGUGGAGCUUGUGACGGAGGAGAACAUCAUGCUGUCCCUUCGAGUCGUUCGCGGCAAGGAGUGGCAACAUGGUGAAGAGGACGGCGGCCCAGGGUUUGUGGGCAUUGUGCUGUCCUUCGACACCAAGAGGCUGACUGCACAGGUGCUUUGGGAGAGGACUUGCCAGGCCUUCUCUCACUACCGCUAUGGCACACGCUAUGGCAAGACCAGUGACCUGGCUGUCUUCAAGCCUGCACUGGGCGUUACACCAAGCCUUGGGAGGCGCAACUCGCAGGAGUUCUUUGCGACAAAGUUCCAGACUAUGAUCGUCCUUGAUUGGGACGACACGCUGUUUCCCACCAGCUACUUGAGGGAUGAGCUGCGGCUGUCCUGGAUGAAAGCAUGGAAGGAUCAAAACCUGCCUGCGAAGCUCAAGGACGAGGUCGCUUCAAAGCUGGCGAUAUGUCAAACCAAGGUUGUGGACCUUCUGAAACAGGCCACAGCAGCUGGAAAGGUGAUACUUGUCACCCUUGCCCGCAAGCCUUGGGUGCUCGACUCCUGCAGGAACUUCUUUCCAACAGUGGGUCAGGCGAUCACUGAGCUUAGCGUACCUGUGAUCUAUGCCCAAGAUGGAGCUGGGGUGGAUUACAACAAGAUCCACAUGUCCUCGAAUGCGGAGCUCGAGCGCUUCUGGAGUGGGAUGAAAGCUCGCGCCAUCGCGAGGGAGUGUCGAGAAUUCUACUCACAGUAUGAUGGGCAAAGCUGGAAGAACGUCAUCUCCAUUGGUGACUCUGACUUCGAAAGGUUGGGCACCAUGUUGGCCACGAAGGACUACAUGACCCAGACUGGCAUCAAGAGCAGUGACAACACCGACAACUGCGCGGUGGCCGCGAGCUAUGUGGAGUUCCCCUCAUCAUCGCUCUGGAGCCUUGCGUUGAUAAUGUCCAAGAUCAAGCUCGACAGCGAUUUCGAUUUGAACCUGAACAACGCGGCGCGAACACGUUCUGGGGUGACUUCCACACGGGUCGCGAGCUUGAGCAUGGUGGACUUGGCAGGUUCUGAACGUCAGCAGCAUCUCGGUGAGCCUGGCACGAGCAUGGUUCAGCCUUACGAAGCCUUGCGAGUCAAGGAAGCUGGUGCCAUCAACAAGAGUCUGAGUGCACUGACCAACGUGAUCAUGUCGUUGUCCAGGGAGGAAAGGUCACGCAAACGAAGUGGCGACGGUCGACGCAGCACUUAUGUCCACUAUCGUGACAGCAAACUGACAUUUCUCUUGCGCGAUUCAUUGGGUGGAAAUUCGAAGACCGUCAUUGUGGCAAAUGUUUCUCCAUCGCAGCUGUGUUUGUCAGAGACUCUCUCCACGUUGAAGUUUGCCGCUCGUGCAAAGCACAUUCGCUGCACAGUGGUUCGGAAUGAGGCUUUCAGUGGCACGGUGGACAGCCUUAUGGAAGAGGUGCAGAUGCUGCGCAAGCAGCUGGCCCAACUCAGUGGCCGGACGUUCGACUCCCGCACGUCUGCUCAGUCUCGUCCGCUUAUGUCAUCUGGGAGCAUCUCUGAAGGCAUCGAGGAUGAGCCUGAAGCUGAAGACAUGGGCUCCCGAGAUGCCGGACAUGAUUUCGAGGAUGAGUCGCACCACGACCGGCAGAGGGUGGCCCGCUUGGAGGUGCUCCUCUCCGCAGCUUUGGAGCGCGAGGCCUCCGCAGAACAGCGGCGGCACCGCCUGAAGCGGCUGGCUACCUUCCUGGAGGAUUUGGAUUUCCGCAAGUGCCACCGCUUGCGGAAGCUUCAUGCCGAGUAUGUUACCCAGUUGGCGCCGCAAGUGGAGGCUUCAGCCAUUGCAGAUGACAUGGAAGUCCAAGAGCUAUCAUCAAAACUCAUCAGCUUCGGCCAUCUCCUGGGAAACCUGACACGAGGAGCUCGACUGGAGGAUGGGGAUUAUGGCGGAGCUGACUCUGAUGCGCAGUCCACAGCGAAGAGCUUGGCGACUCGGGUAGCUGCAGGAACCAACGUCGAGCUUAAAUUCUGA
This is a messenger RNA of Symbiodinium pilosum, 2127 nucleotides long. The record is from the annotation of a GenBank genome assembly. NCBI's taxonomy places the organism in Eukaryota, Dinophyceae, Suessiales, Symbiodiniaceae.